AUGUUUGAGCCCCUCGUUGAGAGUAACAGUGAAAAGAAAAAAAAUAACAGAACAAACAAUCUUUGAGGCUUCAGAUUCCCUAGACGGACUGCGAUCAAGGACACAUGACUCACCGUCAAUUUAUGACCCACGACGGAGGUACUUCAAAAAGAAAAAAGCGAACCCAUGGAAUUCUUGAAUCUACGUGAAAUGUAGAAGCUUCAAGUGGGACCAGCUGCAAAGCUUUAAACUGCGCGGUGAGUCACAUUCCUGACCAUUUUCAGUUGUUUGCAAAGCGGGUGGGGUGCACCAGUCAGAAUAAUGGAGUGACAGGUCAGCUGGAAUGUUGAUAAGAACAAAAAAGUGGGGGUCGAAAAAAUAACAAAAAAAAAUGUUUUUUGAGUUGGCUUCAAAGCUUCUUUUCAAACUGUUGCAAGGUUAGGGUCAAAAAGGGUAAUUUGCUCAAAUAUCUUUUAACUUUCUUCAGAUUCAGGAUAAACUCGUUGAUGUAGUUGAAAAACUUGCUAAUUCUCAGCCUGUAUAACUUCAAUUUUUCGAGAAUGAAAAUUUUUUUUGCAUAGCGUUCAAAAACUUGUAUUUGAAGUAUAUAAAGACCUAAAGGUCGUUAAAAUUCAAAAAAACUUGUAUUUGAAUUUUUAACGACCUUUAGGUCUUUAUUUCAUUGUUUAUUUAAAGAGAAGAGAAAAAAAGGAAAAAUAUGAGAAAAUGUUUAAAAAACAAUUAUUUUUAUCAAAAUUUUCUCACUUUUAAAACUGUUAAAGCUCGGAGCUUAGUCCAAAAAAAGAAGCCCAAAUUUGCCAAAUAAAGCAACAAUGUCACCGUACACCUCUUGAAUGCAUGGGACGGAAAUGCGAUGAAGAUCGCUCCGAUUGAAUUUCACGAACUUCUGAAGAAGCCUCGUCGAUUUCCAACUUUCUCCUUCUUUCUAGUAGUUUCUGACAUUUAGAAUUAGUUGCGUGAAUUUUAUCUUUUUUUCCUAUUUUUUCCAAAGUAAUUUUUUUUUCGACUCACUAGUCAGUCUUGAAACUGAAUUCAUAUAUUUGUCUUUGACGAAAAUUUUUUAUAUAUAUUUCAUUGAAAAAGUUCCCAAAUUUUAUUCUUUUUUUUAAAGUUUUUUUUGGCGUGUGAGAUUAAUCGAUCAUGUAGGAUGAGUUUUACAGUUCCAAAGUUCUAUUUUUUUUUCCUUUGUUCUUUAAGGCUUCUUAUCCCGUUAAAUUUUUCUUUUCGAGGUUAUAGUCGUAUUUUAACGAGCUUUGCUCAUCGAAAUUCGAAUCACGUCACUCCGAGAAAAAGCUGAAAAGCUCAGAAAUAAUUCACAAGUCUGGAAAAAUCAAUACAUGAACUUUUCAGCUACUUUCAAAGUUUUUAUGGUCGAAAUCGUGAUUUUUUAACUCAGCUUUUUUUUUCUUAUAUAAUGAUCGUUGCAUAUAAAAGCUGCUGAUUCUUUAGUUUUCCUGAGUUACCACUUCAUCUGAAUUUGGCAGUUUUUCGAAAAUUCGCAAAGUUUUUGAAUUCUUUUCGAAAAAAAGAGAAAGAACCUUCGCUGUUCCGGCCGACUUACGCCCAAAAAAUCUCGCUCGACGUGGUUUUUCUUUUUUGCAGAAAAGAAAGCCCUCGAAGAAACGGCCGGAAAUUUCAUGAAUGCGUUCGCCAUGCGGCCGCCGGCUCAAGUCGUUCCCAGGUUCGCUACUUUCAUUUAUUAUGUUUUUUCCUGUGUAAAAAAAUUUUUAGUAGGGAAAAAUAGGAUGGCUACGUUUGAAGCGGUAACGUUUUUGAAGGAAGAAAAAACUGGAGCAGAAACUAUUGAAAUGAGAUUGACGGACAAUGAAAAAAAAAAUCAAAAAUAAGAAGGGAUUGAAUAAUUGAGUGUCAAGUGAUUCAAAUUAGUUGAGAGAAUAAAGGUUAAAUAAUAUUUGGAAAAAAAUGAUAAUCAUGAAGCAAAGCCUGAAAAAAAUGGAAGAAAUUCUUCUCGAGUCAAUUUUUUUAAUAAGAAGAAUAAUUUUUCCAAAGAAAAAAUAGGAAAAUAAAACAUUUCAGAAAAAAAAUUAGUUGAAAGUUUUGCUGUAAAAAAAAGAAGAAGAAUUCCGAGCUGAAGCAAGCAAAAAACAAUUUUUAACUCGGAACCGUCAUUGUGAAAGCGUUUUAAAUUUUUGAAUGAUUUUAAAUCUUUCUAGAAGAGUUUUUGGCUUUUGAGCAAGCUUAGCUAUGCUUGCCGUGAAACGUCACAAGAUUCUAUGAUAUUUUCCUCGCCUCACUGUUUCCCAAUAAGCGUUUUUCAUGUGAAAGCUACGUCGACUUAUUCCUGUAUGAUUGUAAAAAAAAAAAAUCGAAACUAUUGUUUCAUCGGCACAACAACACCACCGAAUAAAGAUGCAGAAUUCGCUGUUCGUGACAGUCCUCAAAGAUUUUUAAAAUUUCUGAAAACGAUAGUCUUUUUCGAACGGCUUCGUUUUUUUGAUACUGAAGUUGAGUUGUAUAUAAAAUAAUCUGUAAUCAGUACCUAGAUUGUUGAACUUUUUAAUGAUAAAAUUGUAGACUAGAGCUUCAGAAUGAGGAACAAUCGUAGUAGUUUGUACGGUGUCAUUUUUUUUAAUCUUGUGAAUAGGAUUUCGCGGCUUAAUGCGAGAAAUCAGUAUCAGCAACUGAGCUAGACAUACCUUUGAGAAGGAGAAAAUGUCUUCUGCCCUUUGUUACAAAUGUCGGAGAAUUCUAAGAAAAUAUUCGUGGAGCCAAGCCUCGGCUAUCGCAAUUCAAAAGGUCGAAAGUCCUUGACAAGGUUCUUAGAAUUGUCUAAUGCUUUGCUUGGCAGCAAGCUGCCUUUUCAAAGCGACAUAAUUAAUUGGACACGAGCCGUCAAGCGCAGCGGCCAGACUCAUUCAAAGGUUGCUCCCGCAGCGCGAGUACCUUGUGACAAAUGGCUUCCUUUCCCGAGCAGACCUUCCAACCGACUGCCACCCACGCAAUCGACUCCAAUUUCCGUCAGAAGCUUUACCUAUACCUAUCUUGGGCCACCCUCAGCUCUUUACACUUGAUUUUAGCCGCAUUUGAGCCUUUAUCAGAUGUUCCAGCUCAAUCAUCUGUACUUUUACUGUUUCGACUGAAUAUCUACUUUUAAAAUCUAUGUCAUCUUACUAUUUUUAUCAACCUAACCUAUUUUUUAGAAUCAAAUCAAAUACUUUAUUUGAUACUAAGCAUUUCGUAUAUUUUCCUAAUAGCUGCCAAAAAAGCCGCUAGAAGGCUCUUUUGCGGUUAGAAGACCUUGAAUAUAAUCUCAACAUCGGAUUUUAAUUUUAUCUGUAGCCGUUAGUUCCCAAAAGUUUAUUCGUUUAACUUUUAUCCAUGAAAGGAAAUCCGUAAUGAUUAAGGAAAAAAGGUGUUAAAGUUGUAAAUGUGUUAUUGGUGAAGUCCGAUUCAGUUGAACUCAGAAUUCGAACUAACCCAUUUUUGUUAUUUUGAGCAUUUCAUCUAUCUCCAAAUCAGAGAUUAAUACGCUUUUAUCACUCUGUUGAUUAGUUGCAGCUCUACAAAUCCGAGCUUUUCCCGCCAACUCGUCGUCAUAGAGAAAAACAAAAAGAGAGACGCAGACGGGAAAAAAGUAGUCGCACCUUUGUGGUCAUUCAUCUCUUUCUGCCGAGCUUUACUUUGCUUUCUGAGUUCUUGUUUUUGCUAUUUUCUCGCGAUACAACCCUUGAUUGGGCUCUCAUCAUAUUUUUUUAUGAGUCGUAGGCAAGAGAAGAGGUUUUUUAAACUGAAAGACGCAAGUAGAAAACUUACGGUUUCUUCUCUAUUUUUUAAAACUUUUUCUCGCUUUUGAGUCUUUAUUAUUUAUUUUUAUGUAAUUUUUUAUGUAUAAUUCCUCGUCGCUAUAGAGAUUUGGUGAGGAAAGGUUUGUGAUGUAUGUCUGUAAGAACUUUUUUCGAUAUUUCUGUCUGUUUUUCUUGAGGCUUCGACACAAAAAAAAAUUAAAGAUUUAAAAAGAGUAUUGAAUCAAAAAAAUGCAAAGAGAGUGAAAUCUUACAAGUUCUACAGUGUUUUCGAAGUUUUUUCUGUAUUUUUUCCCGAUUUUUCAUUUUAAAUUUUUUAAACUGUUAGCGUAUUUGGAGCAUUUUUCUUUCACAUAUAUUUUGAGGUUGAUUUUUUGCUUUACCUUCUGUUUUAUGUUUUCAAAUCACUGAUAUCACUUCAAGAUCUGACCAGAGUGAGAGUUCUCUUUAUUUGUUGACCUGGAGAGUUGAAGAGAAUAGAGAAGCAGAGAAAUAAGCCUCAGAAUCACACCUUACAUGGUAAUUUGUGUGUGUCUCUGAACCGAAGAAGCCGUGCAAGAAUUCAGACAGCCUCCCACUUUCUCACACUCUCCUCGUCUCGCAUCUCUCCGUAAUCCGCCUCCCACAGCUCCCCAUUUUUGGCUCAUUUCAUUGCAUUCCAUUCUGUGUGCAGUUCUUCUACUCCUACUCCUACGUCGGUCGCUUGUCGUUGUCGUUUUCGGUGGCUAAUGAUCGAUAUCUCCUCGAGAAGGAGGAGGAGGAGCAGAAAAAGAAGUUGUUGAAGGCGAGGAGGAACGCCUUCGAACUUGACAAAAAAGGAAGUCGUCGACGCCUCGACUUGAGAAGGACAAUCUUCAACGACUCGCCAAUGUGA
Molecule: messenger RNA, 4638 nt
Organism: Caenorhabditis auriculariae
Lineage: Eukaryota; Metazoa; Nematoda; Chromadorea; Rhabditida; Rhabditidae
Source: the annotation of a GenBank genome assembly